This is a messenger RNA of Ostreobium quekettii, 495 nucleotides long. The record is from the annotation of a GenBank genome assembly. Lineage: Eukaryota; Viridiplantae; Chlorophyta; Ulvophyceae; Bryopsidales; Ostreobiaceae.
AUGAUGGGUUCGCUGACCCACGGGCUGCGGCGGCUGACCCUGGGAGUGGCGUCUCGACCGCCGCCGACGCCCAACUUUUCGUUCUCGUCGGCGAUGCGGGGCCAGGCGCUGGCAGCGCCUCGGAGGCAGAUGGCUGCGACGGUCGCGGCUGUGAACGUUCAAGCCGCGCAAAAUUCUGAUAGGCGGCAGCGGCGGUCGGAGAAGCAGAGGAUCAGGAACAGGGCCAGAAAAUCGGCGGUCACCACGCGCAUGAAAAAGGUCUUCAAGGCACUAGACACCUUCAAGGAUGAGCCCCCCAAGACAGAGGACGAGCUCAAGCCAGUUGAGUCGCUGAUAUCGGAGGCCUUCAAAGAGAUAGACAAGGCCUGGAGCAAGGGCGUGCUGCACAAAAACACAGCUGCCCGCCGCAAGUCCCGACUGUCCCGAGCAAAAAAUAGGCUGUUGGCUGAUGCAGGCCUGAUUGCGGCUCCCAAAUCGGAUACAGAAGAGGCAUGA